Molecule: messenger RNA, 607 nt
Organism: Myotis brandtii (Brandt's bat)
Lineage: Eukaryota; Metazoa; Chordata; Mammalia; Chiroptera; Vespertilionidae
Product: translation initiation factor IF-2
Exons: 4
Coding region: 48-428 (126 amino acids)
Source: RefSeq, a predicted model, not a curated record
GACACAUUGACUGCAGACUCCCGACCCAGCCCCACAGCAGCCGCAGCAUGAGUGGCCCCCCGCCCAGCGUGCCCGAGCCCAGCCCAGCAGAAGGGGCUGGAGGCCGAGCUGGAAAGGCUGCGGUGGGCGCCAGGGAGAAGGGCCCUCGGCUGGGCCCGCGGCUGCCCUCCAUCGUGGUGGAGCCCACCGAGGCGGGUGCUGUGGAGAGUGGGGAGCUGCGGUGGCCCCCGGAGGGCGUGCAGAGGGCUUCCCCACAGAGCCAGGCUGCUGCCGCCCCCGCGCCCAGCCUGCCAGGAGCACCCAGGGACGUAUCAGGCCAGCCCGGCAGCGAGUGUGCCAGCUCCGAGGCCCAGGCCCCGCGGCCCAGGGAUAGGACAAGACCAGGGCCAGAUUCUGCUGUCCCUGCCAACGCCGCCACUGCUCCCUGACCGCUGGGAGGGCCCCACUGCUCCCUGACCGCUGGGAGGGCCCCAGCCCCCGGGAAUAAAGCUGGGCUGAGCCUCCACUCACCUCCUCUGGCCAGGCGCACCCCCCUCUCCCGCCCAGGCUCAGGGGCGGGAUCACCCCCUCCUUGCUCUGUGGUUUGAAGCAGAAAUAAAGGCAUUUC